GUGAAGUGGUUCACUUCAACUCCACGAUCUAGUUUGGCUCUAGUUUGGAAUUGAAAAGUAUCAUUUCAUAUUAUUGAAAGGCACUAUUUCAUUCAAGUUGUGUUUUCAUGCAUAAAACAAUCUAAUCACUCGACUUAACAGAAACCAUAAUAUAACGAUAAGAAGUAGCCGAAACAAUACUAAAUAGUUAAAAAUGGUUAAGAAUCAGAAAAAAAAUAUGAAAAGAACCGUCAAAACAAAUGAUAUCAAUUUGAAAAAUAGAAAACAAAAAGCUGGUAAAAAAUUUACAUUGAAAAAUCCGUCCAAAAAGGAUGUAGCAUAUCGCCAAAUCUCGUCGCAGGAAUUAGAGGAAGCCUACAACAGAAAAAUUUUAAGCGAAUUGGACCAACAAGAUCGCAUUAGCCAAUUGUUGCCAAUUAAGGUUAAAGGAAAAGGGCUGGUAAGCCGGUCCAUAUCACGAAAUACUCAGAGCGACGUCGAUAGGGAAGUGCCAACAUUCAUAAACAAUCCAUUCAAAAACGCUCAAAAUGAAGAAAACAAUACAUGCAAUGAGCAUCCUAAAAAGCAGGAGAUUGUGACAAUAACAGACAUUCUAUUAAAAAGGGAUGAAGAAGUCCAAGCUCAACAAGUCUUCAUAGGAACAACUUGUGCGGCAAUAUUGGAAAAUCCAGAAGCUAGAAUCGAAAAUAUUGGCGUUUUGUUAAACCUUAUUGAGAAUAUCAAUCGAGAAGGCACAAUUAACUUCCUAGUAGUACGCAAAACAGCCAUGAUAUCACUUGUCGAAGUAUUCAAAGAUAUUGUGCCAGAAUAUCGUAUUGGUAUCAUUGAUAAAGAACAGCAAAAACUGAAAAAAGACACUCUCGCUCGAGUAAAUUUUGAAAGUAAGCUUCUCACGUACUAUAAACAAUUUCUAAAACAAAUGGAAAUGAUUACUAACAGUUACUCACAGAAGAUGCGCCGUUCGGAAAAAUUAUCAAUUGAAACACGCCAACUAUUAGAAACGGCCGUGCAAUGCAUGUGUGAUCUAGUAUUGGCUCAUCCAUAUUUCAACUACAGUCCAAACAUAAUUCAGCUUUUGGUCCUAAUGCUGAAUAAUCCAAAAGACACCGUACGAAAAGCGGUUCACAGUUGUUUUAGCUCGCUGUUUAAAACGGAUACACGAUUAGAUUUGACAAAUCAUACGGUUCGUCACAUCAAUAUGUUGAUAAAGAAAAAACAGCGCAAAGUAUUUCCUGAAAUGAUUUCCUGUUUGAAAAGUCUGCAAAUCCAUCGCAUAAACAUGAACGACGAUACGUUGUUAGAACUAAAAAAGCAAAAACUAGAAAAGCAAAAAUCGUAUGUCAUAAACAUGUCGCGAACAGAGAGAAAACGAAAAAAAAAGCUACAAGAACUGGAAAAGGACAUCUUUGAAACAAAGGCAGAGGAGAGCAAGCAUGCCGUUAGACGCAAGCUGACGGAAAUAUCCAAACUUACAUUCAUGAUUUAUUUUAAAGUGUUAAAAUGUUUUCCUGAUUCCAAAGUUCUUAGUGCGACAUUAGAAGGUUUAUCAAAAUUUGCUCACACCAUUAAUAUCGAUUUUUUCGCCGAUUUAAUAGAAUUAUUGAAUAAUCUAUUAGAAAAUGCCGAAUUAGGUUACCGAGAACAGUUACAUUGCAUUGAAACGGUAUUCACAAUAUUGAGUGGGCAAGGUGAAGUGUUAAAUAUUGAUCCGGCAAGAUUCUAUUCACAUUUUUAUAAAAAUCUUCUUUAUGUAAAUGCAGGGAAAAAUCAUGACGACAUGGAGACCAUUCUAAAAACCUUGGAUAUUAUUUUAUUCAAGCGUCGUCGAAAUGUUACGUAUCAUCGUUAUGUGGGUUUCGUGAAACGUCUAGCAACACUAUGUUUGCAUGUGCUUCCGAACGGUUCACUUGGCCUAAUAGCGCUUAUUCGAAGUUCAAUGCAUAUGCAACAGCAACUAGAUAUUCUUCUCGAUACUGAAGCCAACGUAGGUUCUGGAAAAUUUGAUCCAUUCAAUGAAGAGCCUGAAUUUUGUCAUGCAAAUUGCACAGCACUAUUUGAGAGCUCGUGUCUAAUGCGUCAUUAUCAUCCUACCGUUAGAAAAAUGACUGCGAAUGUGCUUAAGGGAGCCAAUACACUGUCCAUCAAUGCUGGAAGAAAUCUAUCAUCAAGUGAAUAUUACGUUGAAUAUGAUUGCUCAGAAAUGGUAUUUAAUCCUGAAAUACCUCCUCCGGCCAAAACCAAUUAUUCCAAAGCUCGUAAAAGUUUCCUUGGAUUGGAUAUAGUUACAAGGGAUUACGUAAAAUCCACUGAUUUUGCAAAUAUUUCAAAUUUACAGGAGAAUCCUAAAGCACUGAUGUAUGAUUGUUUUUUCGAAUACAUAAGGCAUCAUCAAAAGUCACCUUCAAGUUGCAAUUGAAACAUGAAAUUGUUGAUUUUUAAAAUAAAAUCUAUGCAAUUGAUGAAAUUGAUUGUACGAAAUUAAUAUUAGUUAUAUUUGAAUAUGUUC
This is a messenger RNA of Anopheles nili, 2506 nucleotides long. RefSeq names its product nucleolar complex protein 3 homolog (gene Noc3). Gene Ontology annotation, biological process: DNA replication initiation. NCBI's taxonomy places the organism in Eukaryota, Metazoa, Arthropoda, Insecta, Diptera, Culicidae. Gene Ontology annotation, molecular function: chromatin binding. Gene Ontology annotation, cellular component: nucleolus. The record is from RefSeq and is a predicted model, not a curated record. The coding region runs from base 194 to 2416 and encodes 740 amino acids. The transcript has 6 exons.